AUGGUGAUCGAAGAAGAGCCUAAUCGCACAACUGGACGAACAGAGUCAAAAAAAACGUCUGUACUCGAAGGUCUCUGCGUAAGAUUGAGAGAAGACCAUGGCCUAUCAGCCAAGCAGUUCUUUCAGAACUUCAUGGCUUCAAAGGAAGGGUCGAUCAUCAUACGAAGAAAACAAUGGAUCUCACCAACUGGGUGGAAAUCGACACGAGGACUACUUGACUCGAUCAAACAAUUAGUAGAUGACGAAAAUACCGCGGAAGCUAGACAUGACUGGCAAGAGUGGGUUCUACAACAGGCUAUCGAGAUUGUUAAUACACAAAAAACUCCUCGUCGGAACACUGCUACAAAAAAAAGUGCAUAUGUGAAUGCAACAAAACUCGAAGACACUUUCUUUAACGGAAGCGAAGAGAACAGACGCAAUGCAAUGCUAAAGGACAGCAUGAAUUUCAUGUGGAGGUUGAUAGAAGCAAAAUUAGAAUAUAGUCAUCAUGAUCAGCUUUCUAAAGACUUCGAUACAGAUGAAGCAGACCCUGAAGAUUCCUCUUCUGAUUUCGAAGGAGAAUUCGAGAAUGAAUUGGACGAUCCUGACAAAGAUCCGACUGAGCACGUUGAAGGGAGGAUCAAGUUUAGGAAAACAGGCAGUAAAAAAGAUUCGAGUAGUGAUGUCAAAGAAAUUGGUCUUAUCGCCUGUGAUUGUUCUAGAUAA
Messenger RNA from Melampsora larici-populina 98AG31, 705 nucleotides. RefSeq lists its product as uncharacterized. Lineage: Eukaryota; Fungi; Basidiomycota; Pucciniomycetes; Pucciniales; Melampsoraceae. The transcript is spliced from 3 exons. The coding region runs from base 1 to 705 and encodes 234 amino acids. The record is from RefSeq and is a predicted model, not a curated record.